CGGCCGGUGGCGGUGCCCCACCACAGGGGUAAUGUCGUAUCGAUCGAUCGAGAUAUGGCGAGAAUAUUUCGACGCCCCAACUGCCAAGUCUUACGCCAAAUCCAUUCGUGGCGACCGGCGAGACAUACGCUAAGCAACAACAACGUCGCCGGCCGCAUGCCCUGAGAAGCACCUGAGCUGUCCAGCAGUAUUUGUCCACGAUCGAGAGCGUCCAUAUAUGCAACUUAUUCGAUUCCGCAGAAUCUUUCUCGAUCGUCGCCAUCGCUCGCCGGCCGGUCGGUCGAUCGAUCAGGUCCGCGGCAGCCACCGGCAGCAGCAACACCACCUCAAGAACGUCGGUACGCACAGGCAGAGGCAGAGGGACCGGCCGGCCAUGUAGGAGCAGCACCACGACGGCGGCGGCGACUGGCGGUGGUGGAAGAGUUGUUGUGGGGAUCGACGAUGGCGGUGCACGUGCUGCUCCUCGCCGGGCCUGCGGUCGUCGGCGGGUUCCUGCACGCGUUCAAGUUCUCCAUCCUGCUGUGGCCGUUCAACCUCACGCUGCCGCUGCUGCGCCACCUGCCGCGGGUCUGCGCCACGCUCCGGGCGGCCGCGGCGCAGUUCGACGCCGAGCUGCGCGCGUUGCUGAGUGGCCGACGGCAGAGGGCGCCGGUGCCGCAGCUGGACCACCAGUACUCUGCCCUCCGCCCCGUGCAGAGACGGCCGGCGGGACAGCUCGUCGCGCAGGCCAUGCUGGCCCUCGUCGACGUCUCAUACUGAUUCAUGCCUCAUGUUGGUUGCAUUCUUGAGUUGACAGGCCUCCGCGCUCUGGUCUGGCGGAGCUCCUCUUCCAUAGGCUAGGCUAGUGGCUCGCCAGUUUCAUUCGAGCUUGCUUGCGCAUAGGCACAUAGCUGUUCCAAAAAAAAAAUUGUACCCUUCUAUUCGUCAGCUGCGGCGUUUGACUCCUCCGAUCCUGCAUUGUGAUUUGUGAAUUUUGUACUCUUUUGUGAAAUAUGAACUGCAAGGAAUUUGGAU
Messenger RNA from Triticum aestivum (bread wheat), 1014 nucleotides. RefSeq lists its product as uncharacterized. Bases 442 to 759 code for a protein of 105 amino acids. The transcript has a single exon. NCBI's taxonomy places the organism in Eukaryota, Viridiplantae, Streptophyta, Magnoliopsida, Poales, Poaceae. The record is from RefSeq and is a predicted model, not a curated record.